AUGGCAUUAUGGGCGUAUCGGACGGCACCUAGGAGUUCUACCGGCGUUUCCCCUUACUUACUCGUCUACGGUGCGGACGCGAUUCUCCCGGCAGAGAUUAAAAUUCCGUCAUCCAGGAUUUCAGCAGCAAGUGGGGUCCACUGGAAUGAAGCCGAAGCAUUGAGCUCCAGGAUUGCCGAGUUGGACACCCUAGACUCUAGGAUAUAUAAAGCAGAGGAACGUACUCAAACAUACAGAAGCAGGAUAUCCAGAGCGUAUGAAAAAGUUGUAAAACCACGAGUUUUCAGAGUGGGAGAUUUAGUUUUGAAGACUGUCAAGUACAUUCAGCAAGACAUGUCUGCAUCAAAAUUCUCUCCAAAAUGGGAAGGUCCCUACGUGAUCACCAAGGCUUACAACACUGGCUACUAUAAGAUUAUUAAAGAGGAUAGAGUUGAAAUUAUUAAUCCGAAAACAGGGAUGGUUUCCAAGGUCAAUGGCCAUCGUUUGAAACCAUACUAUGAGCAGUUUGUGACGGAGAAUCAGGAUAUGGUCACAUUGAGUGAUCCACUCCCUCUGGAGGAGUAA
Messenger RNA from Papaver somniferum (opium poppy), 564 nucleotides. RefSeq lists its product as uncharacterized. The coding region runs from base 1 to 564 and encodes 187 amino acids. The record is from RefSeq and is a predicted model, not a curated record. Lineage: Eukaryota; Viridiplantae; Streptophyta; Magnoliopsida; Ranunculales; Papaveraceae. The transcript is spliced from 2 exons.